CAAAGCUUGUAGCCAAAAACGGAGAAUGUCUGUCUGCUACGGUCUGCUAGACGUCUGAGAACGCCGGCAACGCCGGUUCUGUAGCAGAAUGAUGUUGCUGUAGACAGCACCGACCUUUCGUUCUUACAAUAUGCAGAGCUUCGUCGCACUUGCCGCCGCGAUGAAGGUUGCGCGUCCUCUGGCCAACGUCUCGACGUCGGCGCGGCGGCACCUGUGCAGCAAGAGUGACCACCAGAGACUGAUCGUGUGCGAGCAGCUGGCCAGCUCGCGCAAGCUGGUGCGACUUCGCGGUUCCGAGAGCCUCUCCUUCUUGCAGGGCCUGGUCACCAACGACACGCGUCACCUGAGUGCGACGGAAGGAGCGGCUGGCGGCAAGCCCCGCCGUUGCAUGUACGCGCUCAUGCUGAACAGCGUCGGGCGCGUCCUCUACGACCUGAUCGUCUACCGACCGGGGACCGGCGAAGACGAAGUGCUCGUCGAGUGCGACGCCGACGCCCGCCAGGGCUUGCUGCGACUCCUCCGGCUCUACCUGUUGCGCAAGCCCAUCGAGAUCGGGCCGUGCGACGACCUGGACGUUUGGGCCGUCUUCCACCCGUUCUGCGGCGCCGUAGACGAGCCGCCACCGCCGCCGUCUAGCGAUAACUGGCCGGACACAACGAAGGGCCGCUGCGUCGUCCGCGAUCCGAGGCUCAACCUGCUGGGGUCGCGAGUGCUGGCGGACGCCGGAGAGGACCUGACGAGCGCCGACCCGACCUUGGUGCGCGCUGCCGAAGGCAAGGAACCGAGCUACGCGCACCUCCGCAUGCAGCUGGGCGUGGGCGAAGGGCUUCGCGAGCUUCCACCGGCGGCCUGCUUUCCCUUGGAGUGCAACGCGGACUACUUGGGUGGCGUGAGCUUCCACAAGGGCUGCUACGUGGGCCAGGAGCUCACGGCGCGAACCCACCACACGGGCGUGGUGCGCAAGCGGCUCAUGCCGGUCGUGAUGCUGCACGAACCGAGCGUGCCGCUGCCGCCCGACGCGGUCGUGCGGGACGCUGCCGGCGCGACGCUGGGCAAGCUUCGCGCGCACCGGGGCCCGCUGGGACUGGCGCUGCUGCGCGUCCACGAGGCCCUGGCCGCCGACACGCUUCAUGUGGAGGGCGUGCCACUGAGCGUCGCCAAGCCCGGGUGGUGGCCGCGCCAGGCCGGCCGCUGCACUGGCGACGGACAGGCGACCACGUAGACCUCUAGCUACGCCGGCCCGAACCUCGUGCCCCCGUUUGUGCCAGUGUAAAUGCGUGUUCCUAGUCCUUCAGAAGUGCAGAGACCGCUAUAGCGUCCCGUUUGCCCCUUUGUGGAGUCUUCUAUUGUACCUCAAGCAUGGGGUGAUGCAACCCAGUAGCCCACACACGCACCUUACAGACUAGCAGUGUACUCGCAGUCACGCUGCAUCAUCUGUUGAUCAAGGAGUAUGCAGUGCCCGUAUUUGUUGGGCACAACCCGACACGGCUUUCCCGUUGUAGUUAUUCUCUGUCGUGUAAUUUCCAAACACCGGCUGUACACUUCUCUUCUGAAUGGUUUCGGGUACUACCAUGCAACUCACAAUUUCAACAGAACUCCAAUGCCGCUGGCGCAACUCGAUGUGUCUGUGGAAACUUGACGAAUGGGAAACAUGCACAGUGCAUAUUCUGCCGCAAUUGCAAUCAUAUCCCAUUUAGUUUCUUACAGCACUGCCCUGGGCUUUGUAUCAGACCAUAUGCUUCCAGGGACAAUGCCAAAACUCGGAUUUUCCACCUCAAACCAAGCCAUUGCAGGCUACAAGCUUGGUAGCGUCAUAAAAAUCUUUGAAUUUGGACACCUCGGGAAGUGACCUUCAACAUGCAGGGCUUACCUGAGCAUGAACAUGUCAAAAUAUAUAUCCGCUGUGGUGGCAUAGUCGCUUUGGCAUUGAGCUGCUAAGCCCAAAGGCACGGGAUCAAAACCUGGCUGCGGCGGCUGCAUUUCAAUGGAAACAAAAUGGAAAGACGCCCAUGUACCAUGCAUUGGGUGCACGUUAAAGAACCCCAGGUGGUCAAAAUUAAUCCGGAGUCCCCCACUACGGCGUGGCUCAUAAUCAUAUCGUGGUUUUGGGAAAUAAAACCCCAGAAUUUAAUUUAAUGUCCAACUA
Molecule: messenger RNA, 2146 nt
Organism: Dermacentor silvarum
Lineage: Eukaryota; Metazoa; Arthropoda; Arachnida; Ixodida; Ixodidae
Product: putative transferase CAF17 homolog, mitochondrial
Exons: 1
Coding region: 131-1222 (363 amino acids)
Cellular component (GO): mitochondrial matrix
Molecular function (GO): protein binding
Source: RefSeq, a predicted model, not a curated record